ACAUCUCUUUGAAACCUAUAUAAAUGAAAUCGCAAUUUUGAAAAGAUCUGUUGCCAGUUCAGAAAACAUUUCAUUAAUGUAGAAGAAGGACAACAGGAUGGCUAUCAUCAACAACUGGACAGCACCACUUCAAGCCCAAGCCAGGCUGCAAAAUUCUAUAGACGAUAUGAUGAUCCAUCAUAUAGGGUGGAACGUCGAUCCGGAAGAUUUGAUUCACAUACCAAAGCACUGGCAACUUUACCCAGAUCCCGAUAAAUCGUUACAUUUUCUUUUGGGGAUGAUUUACGUAUUUCUUUGGUUUGCAGCCACGAUUGGAAAUGGAAUGGUUUUAUGGAUAUUUACAUCUGCAAAAAGUCUUCGGACGGCAUCCAACAUUUUCGUUGUCAAUUUGGCCUUCAGUGAUUUUUUGAUGUUUGUAAGUAUGCCGAUUUUCAUCUAUAAUUCAUUUCAUGGAGGAUUCGCGGCUGGAUGGCUUUCGUGUAAAAUAUAUUCUCUGAUAGGGGCCUUAAGUGGAAUCUCGCAAGGCAUGACCAACGCCUGUAUUGCUUACGACAGGUACACUACCAUAACUCGACCGUUCGAUGGAAAAAUUUCGAAAACUAAGGCCGUCUUUAUGGUUAUUUUCGUUUGGAUUUACACAUUACCUUGGGCCCUUCUUCCGAUGUUCGAAAUAUGGGGCAGAUUUAUUCCAGAGGGAUAUCUAACAGUAUGUACCUUUGAUUACUUAACGACUACUUUCGAUACUAAACUUUUUGUAGGAACAAUUUUUUUUUGUUCCUACGUAAUUCCCAUGACGGCGAUUAUUUUCUUUUACAGUCAAAUAGUGAGCAAAGUAUUUGAGCACGAAAAAGCAUUGAAAGAACAGGCAAAAAAAAUGAACGUUGAAUCUCUAAGAUCAAACCAACAACAUAAAAAUGAAACGGCAGAAGUGAGGAUAGCCAAAGCGGCUAUCACUGUUUGCUUUUUGUUUGUCGCAUCCUGGACCCCAUACGCAGCUAUAGCUCUUAUUGGGGCCUUCGGGGAUCAAUCCUUAUUAACACCCGGAGUAUCCAUGAUACCAGCGUUGACUUGCAAAUUAGUAGCUUGUUUGGAUCCUUAUGUUUACGCCAUCAGUCAUCCUAGAUACAGAAUUGAGCUACAAAAACGAUUACCUUGGUUGGCCAUCAAAGAGGAUAUCGAUGCUCAAUCGACGGCAACCGAAACGUCCUCGCCUCCAUUACCUUCUGCGUAAUAAUCGAAAAGUCAAUUUUGAAAAUGAUUAAAUUCAAAAUCCAUUCAUUCAAAAAUGAAUUAUAAUAUUUCCAAAACGAUCAUUUUUAGUGUCAUUAUUUUAAUUUGGUACAAUUAACUUGCUGAUUUUAUCAGUGCUCUUUUAAAAAAAAAUUAAUACAUUUUGAAAGAAUGUCUAACAUUCAUUUCUUACUGUUAAUAUCAUUAAUGCUUAUCAUUAAAUCGUUAUUUUCUUCUAACUUAUGCAAAUACAAAUUCCAAAUCUUCUUCCAUGCUAUUCCUCUAGGUCUUCAUAUCUUUAUGCCGUCUUCUUGACCAUAAUGGAUGCUAUUCGUUACUUGUCUACUUAUUUAUUUCAUUCUUUUAUCUUUUACCUUGCAGGUGUCGAGUUUGUUGGUAUUAUGUUCCAUCUUUUCCUCAACUUAUUCCUGAUCUUCUGUAGCUUCUUCAAGUAUUUUCCAUUUCACUUUCUUCUGCAUGUUGUUACCUUUAGAUUCCCCAGAUCCUCCUCUGGAGGUUCUAUUGAUAUUCUAGGUUCAGAUACCAUUUUUUCUUUAGCUUUACAUUGUAUGUGACAGAAUCAUCUCAGUCGUCUUCCUAUAGCUUUUUCUUUUUUGCCUUAUAGUCAAUUUAGGAUGAAACCAGUGUCACUGAACUAUAAAAAUGACUUCUAUGGAUAGUUUCAUCUGUACGAAGCUUGUCUAUUAUUUCUCGGUGUUAACAGAGGUCUCUACUGGGUAAGCAAUCAGUUUUCCAGGUUCUGUUACACUAUUUUAAUCGCGAACUGUUAUUAUUUUUUCGUUUUAUUAGUAAAUUUACUUGUUCCCUUGUUGGAAUUGGAUUUUUCUUCUGGUGUAGCUCAUUGUAGCUUGCUUGGUAGUUUCUUUCUGAAUAAUUCCUUUAUAAUUAAUGUUUAUCAUGAUCUUCAAAGCGCCAAAUCUAACUUACACAGUUUCUUGAUGGUAUUUAUUGUGUUUCCAUUCUUUUAUUUCGUUUUCCAUCCUACCAAUUUCAUAUUAUCAUCCAUUCUAUUCCUCUAAGUCUUUCUAUAUAUCUGUUUCUUCCUUGGUAGUAAUGGAAUCCUUUGUAUCACUUAUUUACUUCGUUCUUAUACCUUUUACCUUGCAGAUGUCGAGUUUGUUGGUAUUAUGUUCCAACUUAUUCCUGAUCUUCUGUAGCUUGCUUAAGUAUUUUCCAUUUCAAUUUCUUCUGCACGUUGCUACCUUUAGAUUCCCCAGAAUCUUUCUCUGGAGUUUCUAUUGAUAUUCUAGGUUCAGAUAUGUGUUUAACCAUAUUUUCUUCAGCUAUACAUUGUAUGUUUCAGAACCAUCUCUGUUGUCUUCCAUUAGUUUUUUCUUCCAUUGGUCUUAACUUCAGUCUAGGAUGAAGGAAUCAUAAAAAAUGACUUCUAUAGAUAGUCUCAUCUGACAGAAGCUUUUAGAUUAUUUCCUGGGUAAGUAAUCAGUUUACCAAGUUCUUUCACACUGUUCUAUUUUCGAACUGUGAUCAUUUUUCUGUUUUAUUGGUAAAUUUACUCGUUCUUUGAUUGGAAUUGAAGUUUUACUGUUCUAGUUCAUUGUAGCUUUUUUUGUAGUUUCUUUCGGAAUAAUUUUCGUUGUUUUCCAUCACUAUUAAUACUAAGAGUACCGAUAAAAUGUUUCAUCUAUUCGAUUAUUACUUUUUAAGUGUACAUAAACGUAAAAAGUCGUUAUUUAUACUUAAAACAUACAAGUUUUUGUUAAAUAACUCAAAAUAAUCAUUUUCUGUAUAAACGGUUAAUAAUGUAUAAUUUUGCGAAUAAGAUUUUGAUGACGAUUUUGCAAUGUCUCCGGAUCAAGACUUACGGUGCUAUAAAUAAGAAAAUAUUGUUACUCAAAGAUAAAUAUUUGAAUGUAUACGAAGCUGUAACGUCCGCUUCUAAAAUCAAUUCGCCAUCGGCCAGUGUUGGCUGGUCUGUCUCACAAUCGAGGCCAUCAGCUUUCGUUGACGGAUGACAGGACACGAAUUAGAUUGGGCGCCAUUUAUUUUAUUACUUUUACUUUCGUAUAAUAAAGUUUAUAUAUAUUUAAUUUUGGAUUUAAUAUGAUCAUUACUCUUACCCCUCAGAACCUCCAAUAAUGACUCCCAAUUUGAUUGUUGCAACAGUAAUAAAAUAAUUGGCGUCUCCUGUCAUCCGUCACCGUUCAUUGUCAACGGAAGCUGAUGGCCUCGAUUAUGAGCAAAAUCAGCCAACAUGGCUGGUGGCAUCCAAUUUUUAGGAGCGAACGCUGUUGGUAUAUUAUGAAAAAAAAAAGAAAAUCCACUCAACAACACAAUUCAAAGUGUCUUUAAGUAACAAAUUAUUUUAUUCUGUUAAAUAUUUUGUCAAUUCGAUAAAAUAAAAAAAUGAAUAAAAUAUGAGCAUGAU
Molecule: messenger RNA, 3637 nt
Organism: Diorhabda carinulata
Lineage: Eukaryota; Metazoa; Arthropoda; Insecta; Coleoptera; Chrysomelidae
Product: opsin, ultraviolet-sensitive-like
Exons: 7
Coding region: 98-1231 (377 amino acids)
Biological process (GO): G protein-coupled receptor signaling pathway; visual perception
Cellular component (GO): membrane
Molecular function (GO): G protein-coupled receptor activity
Source: RefSeq, a predicted model, not a curated record